AUGAGCCUGCUCACGCUGUAUGUGUGCAGUUCCUCACGAAGCAUAAGAGACGACCUCUCCCCUGCUCACUCGCUUCUGGUCAUCCGACCUUUAUCCUGCGACAAUAUUCGCUUUGACAAGAUGAGCGAGUUCGAGUACAAGCUCCUUUACUCGCGAGGGACCAAGCCUUUGAUGAGCGGCAAGCAUCUCCACAUCGAGCUUGAGACGACUGGCGUGCCUCCUGGCGGCGUCCGAUGGCGAUUCUCGACUCGCUACCGACCCAGCAAGCCGAGCUACCGCAACGUGCUGCUUCAAGCUAUCCUCGAGAUGUGCAAGAAGCACAAUCUCACUCCUCUCGAGAUCCGACCUCUGCAGGGCGGUCGCAGCCUUGUCGAUGUCAUCUUUGCCAACGGAGACGACGUGAUGAAAGUGUACGAGGGCGAGAUCACCUUCGACUUUUACGGCACUCAGCCGGAACUCGUCGACCGUGCCAUGCCUGACCGAAAGCAUGUCGCGCUGUGCAUCCAAACGCUGCCUGCUAGAACCAAUCUUCGAGCUCUCGUUCCUGCGCUGCAAGAACAUCCGCGAAUCAGCAAGGCCGGCACUGUCGUCGAUGUGUGGUCCGCCCACUGCUCCGAGUCGAAGCAAUUCAAGGGCAAAGUUCUCGUCCUACUCGAGCUCUUCACGCAGAACGGCGUUGUACCUCUCGAGACACGCGCCGCGAUCCCUGGCUGGUUCAGCUUUGACGGCGUUGCUUACCUGGUGCUCUUUCCUGACCGACCUGCAUGGUGCGUCCACUGCCGAUACGACGAACGUGGACCCUUUCACAGCAGGCACACUUGCCCAGCUCUUGUAUGCUCGACUUGCAAAAAGCAUGGGCACACUUCGGUGGAUUGUGGCAAACGUCAGAAGCAGGUUGCUUGCAAGAAGCCGGCCGGUAAAAGACGCGACGACGUAGACGACGAUGACAACGAGGAUGAUGAUGACGAUGAUGACGACGAGACGCCCAGAGCAGCUUCGAAGGACCGGGCGUCGAUGGAGCGUCGUUUCGCCGAGCUUGGAAUCCGCGAUGGCAGCGCCGAGGCUGACGAGCUCGCUCGCGACUUUGGGGUGUUGGCUCUGUCGGAGAGCGACAUCGGCGCCUAG
Pseudozyma hubeiensis SY62 is the source of this 1125-nucleotide messenger RNA. RefSeq lists its product as hypothetical. Bases 1 to 1125 code for a protein of 374 amino acids. The record is from RefSeq and is a predicted model, not a curated record. The transcript has 2 exons. Lineage: Eukaryota; Fungi; Basidiomycota; Ustilaginomycetes; Ustilaginales; Ustilaginaceae.